UGUCAAAUACUGGUCGACCGGAUCGCUGCUUUAACGUGCACAAUAACCGGAGUUUAAGAGUCUGUGAGUUAUGAAGGCAAGUAAAACGCCACGUUUAAAGCGCAAGUUGCUUUAUAUAUUCGAUCGCGCGUUCCCCUUCAUCAUGUUAGGGACGUGGAUUCGAACCAAGCUAGCAUCAAGACGAUCCUCACCAAAGUAUGAUGCUGAUCGAAAAGAAAAAAUUAUUCGAGUCGUCCAAACAUACAAUGUUCCAUUGAGCAUAUUGUUGUUCUUUGUUGGCAUUGUAUGGAUCCUCCUUUUACCUUAUGAGGGAUUCAAUAGGACGACGUACAUUUCAGAAAACGCACUGUUACCCGGUCAGGUGAACGUAUAUUUUGGCUACAAUGACAUUCGUACAGCAGAAGACUAUCGAUACCAGCUUACGCACCAAGAACGCCAAGACAGCGAAGUACGAGCAACCUAUAUCAUGAACGAAUUCCGAGGUUUAGGUUUUGAUUCCGCAUUACAGCGUUUCAACACAUCUGAUGAUGGUAUGGGCGUCAAUGCAUUUGCCGUAUAUCGAGCACCAAGAAGCGAUGGGAAAGAAGCGUUGAUUUUGAGUGCGCCCUGGCAAUCUCGCACUGGUGACUAUAAUACCAACGGUAUCGCAGCAUUGCUAUCGUUAGCCAAACUGUUCAAGCGAAACGUAUAUUGGUCCAAAGAUAUUAUCCUAUUAGUAACGGAUAAGGGUAUGGUAGGCACUCGAUCUUGGGUGGAUGCAUACCACGGAACCGGGCCAGCCAGCUUCUCAUCCCUAGUGAUGCCACGAUCCGGUGCUAUCCAAGGCGUUGUCAAUCUUGACUUUCCUGGAACCCAAGACUAUGAAAAUCUAGGAAUCUUUUUUGAGGGCGUCAACGGACAGUUACCCAAUCUUGAUCUGAUCAAUACCAUUGUUACUGUUUGUACCCGAACUGCACGCGUACCUCUUACGCUUCACGACGAUUCAGCUCGUCCAUUCAAUGACAAACCUUGGGGACCCUAUGUUCAAUCACUUCUUCAUAUGACCCGCACAAUGCAAUACCAGGCGCUAGGACAUCCAUCGAGUGAUGCAGGGCUCUACCUGAGGUACAAAAUCGAUGCAGUUACUGUUCAUGGUGUUCGUGGCAGUGACAAUCUCCAUGCGUUGUUUGGAUUUCACAAAAUUGGAAUUAUGCUAGAAUCGACGUUCCGAAGCUUGAACAAUCUUCUCGAGCAUUUCCACCAGUCGUUCUUCUUUUACCUUUUGCUAAGGCCAAAUCGUUAUGUGUCGAUAGGCGAUUAUAUGCCACCCAUCAUUUUGUUUGCUUGCAGCCUGAUUUUCCAAUCGCUCGCUCUGUAUUAUAUUAGACCAAGUACGGCCCCAGGUAGCCCCGAAAAAAAGGCAGUAGCGUCUCAUGCGGUAACGACUAACAGCAGCAGCAGCUCGAGAAGCGUGUCCUCUGCGCUUACGGUGAUGAUUGUAACACACUUGAUGGGAUUUGCGAUUUUCUAUAUCAUGCAGACAACAUCACUACUGGGUUAUACAGCAAACGACAGCGAGGCACUGGUGGUGGUACAAUUCGCAUUGUCAUGCUGUAUUGCGGUGAUCACUGUAAUAUGCACAAUCUCCAGCCACCGUGGGGGUUCUCGCCAUGCUACGGAUACUCCUAAUAAUGGACGCACAUUAAAAUCAUUCUGUUUGGCAUUCAGUGGUUUGGUGAUAUCCACGGUCUCGCUCCUGAACUUUAGCUUGGCUGUGGUGACAGCCGUGCUGAUCGUGUUGCCAUACACCUUUAUUCGAUCAUCGUCGUCCUGGAUCGCCAGAGUACUACAAUGCGUCAUUUUAACUCUUAUAUCACCUCCUGGUCUUGCUGCGCUAGCAGUGGCAGUGGGGGGACUGCCGCUUUCAAAAUUACUCUCAAUGCUUAUUGAGGAUUAUCAAGUAGUAGGCUCAUGGCUUCUUUUGUACAUUUGCGUAGCCUAUUGGCCUGUUAACUUGGCAAUGCAAAUUCUUGUCUUUACAUAGUAACAACAACAACAAUCCUAAUGAUAUACUACUUGUAAUGAAUACUUCUUGUUAAACAAAGGGGAUAAAAGCAUUUUGGCUGUUUUUUUUUAUACACA
Molecule: messenger RNA, 2121 nt
Organism: Zychaea mexicana
Lineage: Eukaryota; Fungi; Mucoromycota; Mucoromycetes; Mucorales; Lichtheimiaceae
Product: Gaa1-like protein
Exons: 11
Coding region: 71-2023 (650 amino acids)
Biological process (GO): attachment of GPI anchor to protein
Cellular component (GO): GPI-anchor transamidase complex; membrane
Source: RefSeq, a predicted model, not a curated record